AUGGCGUCGGGCGCCGUGCUCCUUGUUCCCUGCAGGCAGACGACAACAGGAGAGCGAGGCAUCCUGUCUGUCCUCGAGCUGAGCUGUCGCGCCCACCCCAAACAUGCGGCUGCAGGGAGCGCCGCCCUUGUGAAACGUAUCGGCGCCGGCUCCACGCUGCUCUCCCGCUUCACGCCCCUCAUUCUCAAGAGACAGGGAACAUGCUCUGCCGGCAAGACAAACCCCUGCCAAUUCUUCUCCACUCCCGCGCAUAUAAAUGGACGUGCCGAGGAGCAGCGACUCCACACCUCAACCACACACACUGCAGCUUCCACUUCCAGUCUCCUGCCGCCCACACACACUCAUCGUCCAAGGGUGGGUAGGGUUGCGAUCUGGAUCGCGUGUGUGCUGCUCCUGGCGGUGACAUGCCAGGGGAAGGGGGCGCCGGGGCACAGGGUGAGGGUCGGGUACUACAACCGCAAGUGCCCCGCGGCGGAGAUCAUCGUCAGGGCCGUCGUCGGCAAGGCCGUCUCCCGGAACCCCGGCCUCGGCGCCGGCAUCAUUCGCAUGGCCUUCCACGACUGCUUCGUCCAGGGCUGUGACGCGUCGGUGCUGCUGGACCCGACGCCGGCGAACCCGCGGCCGGAGAAGCUCGGCCCGCCCAACUUCCCCAGUCUGCGCGGCUUCGAGGUGAUCGACGCGGCCAAGGCGGUCCUCGAGAGGGUCUGCCCUAGAGUCGUCUCCUGCGCCGACGUCAUCGCCUUCGCCGCACGCGACUCCGCCUUCUUCCUCAGCAGCAGCAGGAUCGACUACAAGAUGCCGGCGGGGCGGUUCGACGGGAGCGUGUCGCUCGAGAGCGAGGCGCUGCAGUUCCUCCCCCCGCCCUUCUUCAACCUCACGCAGCUCGUCGACAGCUUCAAGGCCAAGAACAUGAACGAGGACGACCUCGUGGUGCUCUCCGGCGCGCACACCAUCGGCGUGUCGCACUGCUCCUCUUUCACCGACCGCCUGCCCCCGAACCCCUCAGACAUGAACCCCGGCCUCACCAGGCUGCUGCAGAGCAAGUGCCCCGUCAGCCCCAACUUCACCAACGACCCCACGGUGGCGCAGGACAUCGUCACCCCCAACCGGAUGGACAACAUGUACUACACCAACCUGCUCAAGCGGAACGUGCUCUUCAUCUCCGACGCGGCCUGCCAGAAGAUGCCAUAGCGUGCCAUAGCGUGCUCAAGCGGAACGUACUUGAGGGAGAUUGGAUCAGAAGAUGCCAUAGCUCAAGGAAAGAUGCUUUAGGAGGUGAAGGAAGACCGCGGCCUGCCGCAAUCAGAUCAUCAAUCAUGCCGCCUAGCUGAUCCUUGUCCCGUUGUCCAAAGAGUGGGUGACAGUCCUGCUAGAAGGCCAGAAACUUAAGCACGGAGUCACAGGCAUACCGCAAAAGACCUACUCGAUAACCAUCCUAUUACGCAUGGUCCAUAAGGUCUAGGUCAUCACCUCAAAUCCUAACCAGAAGAGGCGUCUCUCCUACCGGUACGGUUAUCCCGAGCAUAAUUAUGAUAGUGCAUAAUUAUGAAAAACACAAUAAGCUAUAACAAUGUCAACUUGGACUGGGAAAGUAAAGAAUGGUUUGGCAUCAUCUAAAAUUUUGAAACGCCUCUUGAGAGAUCCAAAAGCCCUCUCUACCGUCACCCGUAGAGAUGAGUGCCUAAGGUUGAAUAGCUCCUUGUCAUUUUGGACCGGAUUGUUACCCCGCUCAUUCAAAUGGUACCUCACACCACGGAAAG
Triticum dicoccoides is the source of this 1760-nucleotide messenger RNA. Its product is annotated as peroxidase 2-like. The transcript is spliced from 4 exons. The record is from RefSeq and is a predicted model, not a curated record. NCBI's taxonomy places the organism in Eukaryota, Viridiplantae, Streptophyta, Magnoliopsida, Poales, Poaceae. Bases 1 to 1191 code for a protein of 396 amino acids. Gene Ontology annotation, molecular function: heme binding; peroxidase activity. Gene Ontology annotation, biological process: hydrogen peroxide catabolic process; response to oxidative stress.